AAUAACAAGUAAAGGCUAUUUUAAGUCAAGUUUAUCAUUGUUUCUAUGUUAAAUAUGAAUUGUUAAUUUGUAUAAUUUGAUUAUCCUCAAAUCGUUCUCAACUUUUAUCUUUGUUUCCCCUCAUUUUGUAAAUAUUCUUGCAAGCCUCGAGAGGAUGAAUGUCAAUAAUGAUGGAUCUAAUCAAACCAAACAAAAGACUAUUUUCAAACAAGUCGGUGAAAAUUCUUACAAAUUUUUGCUUGGUUCGAUUGCUGGUGCUUGUGGGGUUACUGUUAUUUAUCCAAUUGAUCUCGUUAAGACUCGUAUGCAAAAUCAAAGAUUUGCUAUGAAUGAGUUAGAUGGAAUGGUUUACAAGAAUAGUUUUGAUUGUUUCAGGAAAGUAUUGGUUAAUGAAGGAAUUAUUGGUUUGUAUAGAGGACUGGCCCCUCAGUUUAUUGGUGUUUGUCCAGAGAAAGCUAUUAAGCUCACUGUUAAUGAUUUUAUGCGCGAUAAAUUAAUGAGUGAUUCGGGUAAAAUCACUCUUUUAGCUGAAGUCAUCUCAGGUUGCACAGCUGGAGCUGCUCAAGUGUUCAUCACAAAUCCCUUAGAAAUUGUUAAAAUUCGCCUUCAAGUGGCUGGAGAAGAGGGGAAAAUACUUAAUGCAUUUACUGUAAUGAAAGAACUUGGACUUAAAAAUUUAUACAAAGGAGCUUCAGCUUGUUAUCUCAGGGUUGUUCCCUUCGCUGGUAUCUAUUUUCCUAUUUAUGCCAAUUGUAAAAAAUAUUUUGCUUCAGAAGAUGGAUACAACACGCCUGGAUCUUUGAUUCUCGCAGCAAUCAUAGCAAGUCAACCGCCUGCAGUUCUGCUAACACCAGCCGAUGUGAUAAAGACAAGGAUGCAAGUAACGGCACGUGAAGGUCAAACUUCGUACAACGGACUAAUUGAUACUAUUCGUAAAAUUUGGAGAGAAGAAGGCUUCAAUGCUUUCUGGAAAGGCGCUGGCACAAGAAUGCUUCGAAGUUGCGGCCAAUACGGAACAACUAUUUUUGCCUAUGAAAUGCUACAAAGAUGGUUUUAGAGCUACAACUCUAAUGUUUCGCAAAGUAGAUGAGCAUUGUUUUAUUUAUUUCAAAGAGCUUAUAGUUCACAUUCCUGUGCAUCGCCAAAUGAUUAACUUAUAAUUGACUUAAUUCGAAGGAAAUUUAGAAAACCAUGAAGUUAGAAAAAUAUCAGACAAUCAAUAAUUGAGUUUAUUAGCUAUUACCCUAUUUUCAAGUAAAUCCAGUCAUGUGAAUAGGCAACCCGUAGACUCAGUUUACAGUUAACCUACUGUUACUUUAUAAAUUGGUUACUAAUCAUCAGAUAACUUUGGUUGACCGAUAGAAGCCAAAAAUCUUUCAAACUUAUAAGUUAUAAGACACUGUUUAUACCCAGAAAAGGAUCAAAUUUGGAACUGAUCAAAAUAAUCUUCCAAACAUUUACCUAUUUUUCUAGAUUUGUUUCCUAACAUCUGACGGGUAAAGACUAAUGAGUGCAAAAAAAUGUCUUCUCUUUUCAUAAUGUUAUUUGUUAUAGCUUUACUAAUUUAUUAUGCUUUAAUACUAUUUAUUAGUUGUAAAUUAAGAUUUAAUUAUUAAAGUGCUGCAACUUUAAUGAAA
Molecule: messenger RNA, 1637 nt
Organism: Tetranychus urticae (two-spotted spider mite)
Lineage: Eukaryota; Metazoa; Arthropoda; Arachnida; Trombidiformes; Tetranychidae
Product: electrogenic aspartate/glutamate antiporter SLC25A13, mitochondrial
Biological process (GO): L-glutamate transmembrane transport; aspartate transmembrane transport; malate-aspartate shuttle
Molecular function (GO): L-glutamate transmembrane transporter activity; L-aspartate transmembrane transporter activity
Source: RefSeq, a predicted model, not a curated record